Molecule: messenger RNA, 2716 nt
Organism: Labeo rohita (rohu)
Lineage: Eukaryota; Metazoa; Chordata; Actinopteri; Cypriniformes; Cyprinidae
Gene: f13a1a.2
Product: coagulation factor XIII A chain
Exons: 15
Coding region: 68-2266 (732 amino acids)
Biological process (GO): blood coagulation, fibrin clot formation; peptide cross-linking
Molecular function (GO): protein-glutamine gamma-glutamyltransferase activity
Source: RefSeq, a predicted model, not a curated record
CAGAGCUUCUCAGAAGACCAUCAACUCUUCUACAGAAACGCUAUCGUCAAGACAUUUUGUGUACAUCAUGUCACUUCCAUCCUACCUCGCUUGGCCCUGGGGACCCCAGCGUGGCCGUAUUCCCAUUGACAAAUCAAACUCAGAUGAGACUAACCCACCUGAGUUUGAAGCUUUUGAUGUGAUGACGCCAAGGGGACCCACAGACGAAGAAACAAAAGCUGCAGGUCUCUCAGUGUUGAGCGUUGACAUGCGUGUGACAGAGAACAAAAAAGACCACAACACGGACAAGUACAAGAGUUCCAGCCUCAUUGUGCGCAGGAAUAAAGAGUUCACCAUCAUCAUCAAACUUGACCGGGCCUUUAGUAAAGAGCAGGACGAUGUGCAGAUGGAAUUCCUGAUUGGCAGUUCACCUGAUGAAAUUAAGGGCACCUACAUCACUGUGUCCAUCGGAAAAGAGAAACGCGAAGGAACCUGGAAGGGUCGCGUGGUGGACAUCCAAGGCAAUGAUGUGACAGUGGGCAUAACACCAGAUGCCACCUGCAUCAUUGGCCGCUUCCGCACCUUUGUAACAGUCGUGACUGAUUUGGGAAAACAACGCACUCAGAGGAACCCCGACACUGAUUUCUAUGUGCUGUUCAAUCCUUGGGACCCCGCGGAUCAAGUGUACAUGGAAAAAGAGGAAGACCGGCAGGAGUAUGUGAUGAAUGAUGUGGGGAGCAUCUACAAUGGAGAAUUCAGCAACAUAAUCACCCGUUCAUGGAACUUCGGACAGUUUGAAGAGGGGGUUCUGGAUGCCUGUCUUAUGGUAAUGGAUGCUGGGAAAGUACCACUACUGUACCGUGGAAAUUCCACUGAAGUAGUACGGCAAGGAUCAGCUCUGAUGAAUGCCCAAGAUGAUGAUGGUGUCCUGGUUGGAAACUGGAGUGGUGACUACUCGGCUGGCACAGCACCCACUGCCUGGACAGGAAGUCCUGAAAUCCUGCUCAAAUAUGCCAGUGAGGGUUGUGUGCCUGUGUGCUUCGCUCAGUGCUGGGUGUUUGCCGGCGUGCUAAACACUUUCGUGCGCUGUCUCGGGAUCCCUGCACGGGUCAUUACCAAUUACUGCUCUGCUCAUGACAACACGGGCAACCUGAAGACUGACAUUGUGCUGGAUGAAGAUGGGAGAGUGGACCGAAGUCGAACAAGAGAUUCAGUCUGGAACUACCACUGCUGGAAUGAGGUGUACAUGAAGAGGCUUGAUCUGCCAGAAAAAUACUCUGGCUGGCAAGUGGUCGACUGCACCCCUCAGGAGACCAGUGAUGGUCUUUACCGAUGUGGCCCAACGUCUGUCAAUGCCAUCAAAGAGGGAGAGCUCAGCUAUCCGUUUGAUGCAAAGUUUGUCUUCGCAGAGCUGAACAGUGAUGUGAUAUACCAUAAGUCCAAUAAGUAUGGGAAAACGAAGGUUAUCUAUGUAGACACUGCAUAUGUGGGAAAGCUCCUUGUGACCAAAAAGAAGGAAAGCAGUGAAUAUGAGGACAUCACUGCUACCUAUAAAUACCCGGAAGGAAGUCUCAAAGAGAGAGAGGUCAUGCAGAUGGCAGAGCGUCGUGGCAUUCCUACUAGGGAUUACUUGCCUCUUGCCGAAGCAGGUGUGGACAUUGAGCUCCAGGCCGACACCAUCAAAAUGGGUGAAAACUUCAAGCUGACUCUGAACAUUAAGAACCAGACCAGCCAAACCUGCACCAUCAACACCGUCAUCACUGGCUGUGUGGUGUAUUACACGGGUGUCACCAGCACAAUUUUUAAGCUUGAAAACAAAUCUGCAACUGUGGAAGCCUCAAAGACUGAGUCCGUCACAAUAGAUAUCAAAGGUAUGGAGUAUAUACCGCACCUGGUGGAACAGUCCAACCUACUCUUUGUGGUAUAUGGGUACAUUGAGGAAACCCAAAUAUCCCUUACCACGAUGAAAGUUAUCACUCUCCGUCCUCCUGAACUCACAAUAAAGAUGAUUGGAACUCCUCGGGUUGGCAGGGAACUCAUGGUCAGUGUGGAAUUCAUGAAUCCCUACAAUUUCACCCUGCAGAAGGUUCAGCUCCGCCUUGAUGGACCUGGGCUGAUACCAACCAAACUGAAAGAAUACAGCCAGAUAUUAUCUGGUGGCUCUGUGAAAUAUAAAGUGUCGAUGGUCCCUCGAACUGCGGGGAAGGUGGUGCUGAUGGCGUGUCUAGAUUGCGCGUUACUGAGACAGGUCACCAAUCAGCUGGAAAUUGAAAUAGUGAAAGAAUGAACGCCAAGAGAGUCACAGGGAACAGGCGAGAGAAAAGACAGGGAAAUUAAACAGAAGAAGAACUCAACUACAGAGUUGCCAAUACCAUUGCUUUUUGUUUUGCUUUGCUUUAGUAAUAUUGUUUUUAAAAAGAAUCAUAUGAUUAAAUGUUCAGAAAUGAUGUUGGCUCUCAAGUUGUUCCAUAUCCUUAUGACUGACUUUGUUCUGUGGAACACAAUAGGCUUUUAUACUGGUUUGGAACAACCUGAGUUUGGAUAAAUUAAGCCUUUUUUUUUGGCUGAGCUAUCCCUUUAAAUCAGUAAGUGUGAGAACUAAAAUCAUGAAAAUCUGUAGUGAUCUGCAACAUAACCUGGGAUCUUCCCUAACUUACUGUAUGAAUCACAAUAUAUUGUUGUUUUUCUCUGCUGUAAUGCCACUGACUAUGUUGUACUAAUGCAAAAUAACAAUAAA